AUGGGAGGAGAUGGUGGUAGUAUUCCUCGUCGUGUCGAGCUUGUGCGCGAAAAGAAGCAAAGGGAGAAGGUGGGUAAGGUAGCUGCAGAUGCUGCAAAGUGGAAGCACUGUGCACUCAGUCAGCAACCUCUUCGUCAACCAAUUGUGUCCUGUCAGCUUGGACGGCUUUACAAUAAGGAGGUAAUCAUCGAAAGAUUUCUUGAUCCCUCUAAAUACACAAGCAGUGUAGCUGACCACAUUAAGAAACUUAGGGAUGUUCGGGACUUGAAACUAACACCUAUUCCAAAAGACCAGACUAGUCAUGAACUCUCUUCCGGUAUAAUUGAAGAUUCGGCCGAGUCUUUCUGCUGUCCCAUUUUGGGUCAAGAAAUGAAUGGCUCAUAUCCUUUUGUAUUCUCUUGGGAGUGUGGUUGUGUCGUUUCAAAGCGAGCAUUCGAUAAUGUCAAAGAUUCUUCUUGUUUAAAAUGUGGUCAACCUCUUCAGCCCGAAAGCGUUAUUUUACUCAACCCAGAAACAGAUGAGGAUAUUCAGAUUGCCCAAAAUCGUUUGAGGAUUUAUAAAGAAACAACUAAGAAGAGUAAAAAGAAUCGGGCAAAACUCGAAGUGAAGACGGAGCCUGAUACUGAAUAUGAUAUGAAAGCAGUAAAAGUUGGUGAAAAAAGAUCUAAUGGCGUUUCUUCAACUUCACUCGAUCACAAACGAAUCAAGAUAGACGAUCGUGAUAAUAAAAGCAAAAGGAAAUAUGAUUCUAAGAACAUGGAAUUGGAUAGCAAGAAGAAAAUAUCUGAAUCUUCAAAGCAUAGUUCGGUUCAGGAUGAUCCAAAUGCUUCCAAUGUUUUUAAAUCACUCUUUACUACGAGUGAAGAAGCUAAGAAUCAGCCCCAGUCCCAUUGGGUUACUUUUAAUCCUCUCUACUUUCACUAA
This is a messenger RNA of Rodentolepis nana, 924 nucleotides long. The record is from the annotation of a GenBank genome assembly. Lineage: Eukaryota; Metazoa; Platyhelminthes; Cestoda; Cyclophyllidea; Hymenolepididae.